This is a messenger RNA of Vicia faba (fava bean), 342 nucleotides long. NCBI's taxonomy places the organism in Eukaryota, Viridiplantae, Streptophyta, Magnoliopsida, Fabales, Fabaceae. The record is from the annotation of a GenBank genome assembly.
AUGAGAACAUACGCUUACGAUUUCACACAGAAACUCUUCCCUCGUAACACCAUAUCCACCACCACCACUAACCCUCGCCUUCAAACAACCUCACCCUAUUUCUUCCUCCAACCCUAUCCCAUGGCCGAACCUGUAGGAGCUUCCAAUACUCCCUCGCCGCAUCCGAUUCAACCCAAACCAGAUUCCAACGCCGUUAAGGAGGUUCCUCCGCCGCCGGAGAAACCAGAUCCCGACGAUUGUUGCGGUAGCGGUUGCGUUCGAUGUGUUUGGGAUGUGUAUUAUGACCAGCUUGAAGAAUAUGAUAAGCUUUACAAACAAACGGAUCCUAACCCUAAACCCUAA